Messenger RNA from Spea bombifrons (plains spadefoot toad), 2283 nucleotides. RefSeq names its product amyloid beta precursor protein binding family A member 3 (gene APBA3). The record is from RefSeq and is a predicted model, not a curated record. The transcript is spliced from 10 exons. Gene Ontology annotation, molecular function: amyloid-beta binding; protein binding. The coding region runs from base 254 to 2239 and encodes 661 amino acids. Gene Ontology annotation, biological process: chemical synaptic transmission. Lineage: Eukaryota; Metazoa; Chordata; Amphibia; Anura; Pelobatidae. Gene Ontology annotation, cellular component: cytoplasm; plasma membrane; dendritic spine.
ACGGAAUUAGAUUAGAAUGUUUACAGAAAUAAAAGGGGGGACUUCAUCAGCAUGUAGGAGUCGAAGUGUACACUGAGGAGCCAUUUAAAGGGGGUAGAUAAGGGAACUAGCUGUAUAAAGGCAGGGUAAUAGAAUGAUUAAAUGUUACACUGAGUUUUGACAUUAGCAGGGAAGCUUACAUACAUUUUGAGCUAUAUUAGACUUUCUUGUCUCCCUUUUUCACAUUGCAGUGGAUAUCUGAAGUGCUACCACCAUGGAGAAUGGAAUGGAUGUCCAAAUGCAAGUACCCAACCCCCUCUCCUCUCUCCCAAGGACAUAUCCUGAACACUCGCAUACAGACAAUAUGAAUGCAGACGACGUGUUAUCCCAACCGGCCCAAGCCUGCGAGGCUGCCUGCCAGAAUCCGCCAAGCCAGUGCCAAUUGGAGUCCACCUGCGAUGAAUCCUUGUGCAGAGCGCCGCCGCGUGUGGACAGUUGCCCAGAUAUGGACACAAGACCUCCACUCACCCCAGAACUCAUAGGGAUGGAACUGGAUGCCCAGCAGGAGGAGGCAUUGCCACUGUGUAGUUUCCACAUGCAGGAACUGGUAAAUCAGCUACCGAGUUUAGAUUAUGAAACGGGGCAGUUGUAUCCUUCCAGUUCCACCCAUUGUAGUGAAUCAGACCACAAGGAAACAGAGUCCCAAGAGAGCCAGACCGAUUGCUCCCCCUGUCCUCUGCACAUCGUCACUGGAAAAGGCCUAUCCCAAGCUCCCCCUAAAUUAUCUGAGUCUAGUACCCCACUCUGUAGUAGCCGAGGUCUUUUUAUGUCCGAUACUAGCACAGAUGAGCUGUUGAGCCUCUUUCAGUAUGAAGACGGUACACUGGCACAAGGGGAAAUUGGUAUACCGCUUGCUAGGCUGGAGGCCAUGCCAAAGAGUGAUGCUCCCCCAACUCAGAAUGAAGGACAGGGGGACCUCAAUUGGAAUACAAGGGAUACAUCUUCCACUUUGUCUGAGAUAAGUAAAGAGGAUUCAUCCGGCAGCUUGGCAGAAGUGACUGAGUCAGCAUGGGAAGAACCUGAACAGCCCAAGCCGCUUGCAAGAACGGAUAUGAACCCAGAGCUGUCCUCGCAAAACUCUACUCUGGCAAAAGUGCCUGGUCCAUGUGACCCAGAGGACUUGCUGGAUGGUGUGAUUUUUGGGGCAAAAUACCUGGGAUCGACCCAGCUGAACUGUGAGAAACAUCCAGCCACAAACACACGGAUGAGGCAGGCCCAGGAGGCGGUGGAUAGAGUUAAGGCACCAGAUGGUGAGUCUCAGCCAAUGACAGAAGUUGAUAUUAUGGUGUCCACUAAAAGGGUUAAAGUACUGACUGCCGAUACGCAGGAGACCUUGAUGGAACACCCCCUGCAGACCAUCUCUUACACCGCUGAUAUUGGCAGUAUUUUGGUUUUGAUGGCACGUAGGAAAUCACCACGUGGCCAGGAUCAAUCCCCUGGCCAGAGGAAGCCACAUAAGAUGCUGUGCCAUGUUUUCCAGUCCAAUGAUGCUCAGCUCAUUGCCCAGGCCAUCGGCCAAGCUUUUGGAUUAGCCUACCAGAACUUCCUGCUUUCAGAGGGUGGGGGGCAUGUUGAACCAGGAUCCUCUCAAGCGUUUGAACAACUUUACAAUGCCGAUCUGGCCUACUUCAGCAAGAGCGAUAACUGCAGGGAGGUUUAUAUCCAGAAGCAACGCGGAGAGAUGCUCGGCGUGGCUGUUGUGGAGUCUGGUUGGGGUUCUUUGCUUCCUACGGUGGUCAUUGCAAAUUUGAUGCAUGGAGGUCCAGCGGAGCGCAGUGGCGAGCUAAGCAUCGGGGAUCACGUGACCAGUAUUAAUAGAACCAGCCUCGUGGGAUUGCCCCUCUCUGCAUCCCAGGCACUGAUCCGGGAACUGAAAGGACAGUCUGAGGUGAUUCUGAACAUAGUCCGCUGCCCCCCUGUUAUUACAGCCAUAAUUCAGAGACCUGAUGCCAGCCACCAACUAGGAUUCUGUGUCGAGGAUGGAGUGAUCUGCAGUCUGGUGCGUGGGGGAAUCGCUGAGAGAGGAGGGAUCAGAGUGGGACACCGGAUUAUUGAGAUAAAUGGACAGAGCGUUGUGGCAACAGCCCAUGAAAAAAUUAUUCAGACUCUGCUGGAAGCCACAGGGGAGGUCCAUAUAAAAACCAUGCCAGCCUCUACCUACAGACUGCUAACUGGACAGGAAACCCCAGUUUACCUGUAAAAUAAAAAUGAAAUAAAAAGACUUCUUAUGGACUUUCACCAGAA